Messenger RNA from Echinostoma caproni, 1485 nucleotides. The record is from the annotation of a GenBank genome assembly. Lineage: Eukaryota; Metazoa; Platyhelminthes; Trematoda; Plagiorchiida; Echinostomatidae.
AUGGGACGACUUAUGUCAGACCCGAAACCAUUCUUUCAUGCGAUGAACAAUGCUGGAUCCACUUUUCUUCCUCCUGGAACAAAUACCUCUGUGAAUUCGGGAACACCUCGUGUGCCAUUUCUUUCGGAACUCGGGGAAUCGGUGUCUGCCGAUAGACAAAUCAGUGCUAAUCCGGCUCCCUUGCAAUCCAGUCGUUCCUUGGCUGGCGAAAACAUGGAGUUGGGUGAUUCCCGCGCUCGGAUUUACGCAUCAUCGGUUUACUUAAACAACAGAUCUUCACCUGUUUGUUCUCCCAAUAAAACUACAUUUGCGCACACCAUCCGACGAAUUACAGCAUCAGACUCAGAUCCGUCGACACCACCGCCGCCGCUGCAACAUAAGACUUCGUCAGCUGUGUCUGCCGCACAUUCCACAGAUGUCGGCGAAUCCCCCGGUUCCCACCCAGAACAAUCCGGUUUCGGCGAUUGGUUCAAAUCUCAUCCGUUUCUGCCAUCGAUCAGGCCAUUCGUGAACAGCUACCACGGUCUUUUUACACCCCCGAUUUAUGGGAAUAAUCCGAUGACAGUUCCGUCUAUGCAAUCCCCAACGAGUGGAUCAAACGCCAUUUCCGACUCUUGGAAACCGAACACCAGACGUAUGGCAGAAAUCCAGAAAUCCGGAUGGACGGACCUCAUGUCCAGAUGGAAAUUACCCUUGCCUAUGAUGUUUCCUAAACACCCACUGGACACAUCCUCGGCACCUUCAAGUAGCAAUAUGGAUGUAUUUGGGCAUACACAGAUCUGUUAUGCCCAAUCUGUAAAAGAUGACCGAUCCGAGGAUGCUGUUCAAUCAGAUCAUAAAAACAGAAACACCAAGAUGAAAUCGCCGCGGUGGGAAGCUUCAAAAGAUACGACUGAUCAUCACCACUGUCGAUCAGGUGUUCCCACAUUCAGCUUGUCUGAAAUCAAUAAAGACAAAGGCCAAAGUGCUCAUCCGGACGAGUUUCGCGCCUGCUUCGACUCUAUGUUUUACCAGAUUCUUGAAGUGUAUCAUCAAAUGACUCAGCUAACCAAAAUGCCAGGAGUGGGACAAAUGGAUUCCACUUCGAAAGGGGCAGGGCAUUCGUUACCUUGUGAACGGAUGUCACUGCCUUUAUCAUCCCAGUAUUCAGGAGCAUCUAGCGAAUUGUCAACAUUAUUCACUUAUUCCCCGACACAUUCAAACGGUGAACCGGUGCUUUCAGGAAAAGAUUACGAAGAUCGCCAAGAACGACAGUCAAGCUCACGCUCUUCUCCUAUUCAGACAGGAUGUAAGGCAGAGAAAUCAAUAAAUUCCGGCAGUACUACUAAAACUGACUCGAACUCAAGGUCACCGGUAAGCGGUUUACAUUUUUCGAGACUCUAUAACUGUUUUAACUGUGCAGUUUUUUGUUACGUUUCAUUCCGUUCAACUGAAAACGUUCACACCUUAAGCAAAACUAACAUCUGUGUUUGGGAUCAACCUUAA